CAAUUCGUUCCAUGUCAGCCGAGGAGAUUACUGAAGAAAAAUGACGUCAUACACAGAUAAAGGUCCAAAGCCAGAAUCUGGGAAAUUUCUUAGCUUUGCCCAUGUAACGUUCUGGGUUGGAAAUGCAAAACAGGCAGCCUCUUAUUACUGUACCCGCAUGGGAUUUGAACCAUUUGCUUACAAAGGGCUGGAGACAGGAAGUCGUGAAAUUGCAGCACAUGUUGUUAAACAGAAUAAAAUCAUAUUUGCCUUCCAGUCCAUGCUGAAUCCAGAUGAACCAAAAGAAUUUGGUGCCCAUCUUGUGAAGCAUGGUGAUGGUGUGAAGGAUGUAGCUUUUGAAGUAGAAGAUUUACCUGCUAUUUUCAAAAGAGCUGUAGGCAGAGGUGCUUUAGUUGUGAAGGAGCCAUGGGAAGAGAGUGAUGAGAAUGGCACUGUCAAGUUUGCUCAGGUCCAGACGUAUGGAGAUACUACCCAUACAUUGAUAGACAAAUCAAAGUACAAAGGAUUAUUCCUACCAGGAUAUCAACCAACCAAAUUUAAAGACCCACUCAGUGAUAUGCUACCUACAAUUGGUUUAAACUUCAUUGAUCACAUUGUUGGGAACCAGCCAGAUGAGGAAAUGGUACCAGUAUCAGACUGGUAUGAGAAAAAUUUGAUGUUCCAUCGGUUCUGGUCUAUUGAUGAUUCUCAAUUGCACACAGAAUAUUCAGCAUUAAGAUCCAUUGUUGUAACAAACUAUGAAGAAACUAUCAAAAUGCCAAUUAAUGAACCAGCACCUGGUAAGAGGAAAAGUCAGAUUCAGGAAUAUGUGGACUUUUAUGGAGGAGCAGGUGUACAGCAUAUUGCUAUGCAGUCAGAUGAUAUUAUCAGUACAGUAACUAAGUUACGGGAGAGAGGGAUGAUGUUUUUAGACAUACCAGAUACUUACUACAAAAAUCUCAGGGAAAGACUGAAGAAGUCAAAAUGUAAAGUCAAGGAAAAUUUAGAUACAAUACAAAAACUGAAGAUUUUGAUUGAUUAUGAUGAGAAUGGUUACUUGCUACAAAUAUUUACCAAGAUUAUGCAGGACAGACCCACAUUGUUCUUAGAAGUUAUACAGAGGAAAAACCAUCAGGGUUUUGGUGCUGGGAACUUCAAAUCAUUGUUUGAAGCCAUAGAAAUUGACCAAGCAGCGAGAGGCAACUUGUGAUUUCAUGGAGACCAGACAAUCUUAACAUUCCAGGGAUUCUUGAAUACACUUACAUAACAGUCUGUUGUACCAGUGGAGCAUUUAGAAAUCUCAACAUUGCAUAGUACAAAAUUGACAUGAACCAGAUUUUUUGUUUAAAAAUUUAUAGCUUAAAGACCAUUUCAUUUCAUUGGAGGUUCUUAUUACCGAAAUACAUUUACUGAAAUUUAAUCAAAUUCAACCAAACAAGUUAUCAAACAUGCUAUGCAAUAAUUCUGUUGUUCACUCCCUCAGGUUAAUUCUCAGAAAAAAAAGUUAUUGUUUUUGAGAAGAUAUUGUUUUCAGCUAUUUUUAAAUGAUGCUUCUGUAUGACAAAUUAUCCUAAGAGCUUUUUAUUAUCUAUAUUUAUGUAUUCAGAUUUUAUUCAUAGUUUAAACCAAAGACUUUUCAGUAUUUUGUCAACUUUAUAAAAAAGGUGAAAACCAUUUUCAAUAAAUCACCAAUUUUCAUAAUUUUUUUUAUCAAGAAUUGGUUUGCAUGUCCAUUUUAAAAAUUAAAACUUUAAACACAAUCACAUCAAUAAUUAUUGAAGAUUUGCUUGUUCAUUGAGUUUUUUGUAACAAAUCUUGAAAUCCAUUAAAAUAAGUAUUUCAUGAAUAAAGUUCAAGUGAAGUAAGAAACUGUGUGGUACUCUAAGUCCUUUGUUAUAUGUGCUAGUCAUUUUAUAAGUUAAACAAAAUAUUUGUCUACUUUGUAUUUGCAUUUGUUUUUAUCUUAUUUCAAACACUAUUGCUUAUUUUUGUUAACCCAAGCUGGUUAUAUGUCAUGAAUUAACAGCAGUAUUAUUUUUGUGUUUAUUAUAUCACUAUGUACUAUGUACUUUUUUUAUCACUGGUGACUUUUCUGAGACUCCUCCCCCGUCUUAAUUAUCUGUAUAAAAAAGUAAUGUCAAAGUAAGUAAUUUUUGAAUCAAGAUUGCUAUCUGUCAAUUUAUUGACUUAUUGAAAGACUGUUUACAUGCAAUUUCUCUUCUGUAGCAGUAAAAUAGUAAGUUAUUGAUAAGUUUUAACUCAUUAAAAUUUUAUUAAAGAAAAUGAAAUCCAUGAAUUCCUAUUUCCACAAAUUAAAAAAAAAGUAUUUACAGGAUAAGGAAAUCCAUUGAAAAUUUCGAGAAAGGUUAAUAAAUAUACACUCCUCAUAGGGCAGACAUCUUAGGAUAACAUAAUGUUGUUGUAUUGAGGUAACAUUAAUUUCAUGAACUGUAACAAGUAUAGCAAGUAUUGGUAAACUUCAAAGAUCCCAGAAAAUAAAUCUCACAUAACAAUUCAGGAUAAGAUUUAUAAAAAAACCUGUACUGUUGGCCUAGAUCCCAGAAAAUAAAUCUCACAAAACAAUUCAUGGUUAAGGUUUAUUUAAAAAUCUGUAUCUCUGGCCUAGAUCCCAGGAAUUUAAUCUCACAUAGCAAUUCAGGGUAACAUUUAUUUAAAACCUGUAAACAUGGUAAUGGUAAAAUUUGAUCUGAUGACUUCUGAUGAUUCUCUAAGAUCUGUAUGUGUUAAAUGAUGCUUAAUUAUUGGCCUGUUAGUCUUACUCCGUCAAGUCAGUGCAGCUGUAUAAAAACUUGUGGAUCAUAAACAGAUCAGGGUCCUCAUUAUCGUUGACUGUAAGAACACUGGCCUAAGAUUAAAUGAUUUUUAUGUAUAAUUGUUACAGUCCUAUUGUUUUAUUGUAUAUAUUCCAAUUUGAAAUAUAUUUCAAUAUUAAUUGAAUUUAAUUAUCAAUUUGUGUGCCAAAAGAAAUUGCUUUGCAUGAAAGGUGAUAAAAAUGUUGCUAUUGUUUAAACAAAGAAAGAAUGAUAUUCAAUGUUGUGAAGGAUUCAAUCUCAUUUACUUGUAAAUAUUGUGACAAGUUUUAUUUUAUUGUUAUUUGAAAUUUUAUUUUAAUUCUGAGUGAUGAUGGAUUUAUUCCCUCCCCUGUAUUUUCUCUGUAUACUGUUUGAUAUAUGUGUGGUUUAGAAUUAUUGGGAUAUGAGAUGGUUUCUAUAGAAACAACAGCCCAAUGGUAGGCAGCUUAUAAUGGUUGUAUACAAUUUUGAGUUUUGUUUACAUGAAAACAACAGCUUUGCAUGUGUGCGUAAAUAUCAAGAAAAUAAGAAUGGAUGUACCCGUUUUUUUAUCUGGGAAAUGUUUGGUGAACAGAUCAUUCUCAACUAAUAAAUUUCUACUAUUGAGUUUUUGAGUUCUCUCAUAAAAGAAUGAUUUCUUCAAAUGAGAUAGAUAUAAAUGAUGGAGUUUAAAACAGUAUAGAAAUGUAUAAUGGUGACCUAUAUUUUGAAUUCAAUUUGAAAGAAUAAACUUUUAUAAAUUUUAGAAAGGGCAUUUUUUUGGAAAACAUUUAACUUUUGUGCGCCAUUUACAUUAUACAUAAACAAAGUUUAUUCAGGUAUACCAUUAAUCACAAUGUUUGAUUUGGUGAAAGAUAUGUUUGAUGAUAUAUUUCAUUGAUUGCUUUUACAAUAUCCUGCACCAGGGUAAUUUUGUGUAUAACAUUUGAAUGAACCAAUUCUUCAUGUUAUGGAAAAACUCAUCAAUUAUACCAGGCUUAUAAUUUGAAUGGUGUGAUGAAUAUGUUCAGAAUUAAAUAGAUUUGAAAACAGGUGAUCCCCCCCCUUUUUUUUCAAUAACUACUAAUGGUAUAAAGUAAAUGACCCAUAAAUACUUCCUUUUAGAAGGGAUUGGUUAGAACUAUCUCUAUUUAAAGAAAGAUAAUCAUUUAAUACUGCAAAUUGAAAACUGUUAGAAAAUUUAACAAUUGUACACUCUUGGCUUUUAAAUAUUUGGCUUUGGGCGUUCCUGAUGAAAGUACAUCUAGAAAAAUUCUUUGGAUGCAUGAAAUUUAUAAAGUGUUGUUUUCAUGUUUUAUUGAGAUUACCUGUCUGUAGUAAAUUAGGCAAAUUUAUAUAUUAAUAAUCAGAAAAAUAUUGGAAGAGGAAUAUAGGUGAAUUUCAUAUUUACUCAUGUUUCAUACAUUUUUGUUUUGCACAAUUAUAUAGACAAGUUGAUUGGUGUAUAAGUAAAAGGACAGAAGGACAAUUAAAAUGAAUUUGUUUAAAAUUUUUUGAAAAAUGGUUUUGAUCAAUGAAAUUGUUGAUACUUUAAUUUUAUGCAUUUAGAAUUUAUGUUUAUUACUAGGUGCUGUUAUUUUUUGUUAAGUUUAUGGGCUUUAUGAUGUUUUGAUUUUCAGUAAUAAAGGUUUGUUGUCAUCUAUACAGGUAAUAGGCUGAAUGACUUUUGUGAUAAAUUUGACACAUUAAUUUCUUUUAAUGAUAGUCAGUUUUAAUAUCAUAAUAAUCAAGAAGGCCCUGAACUAAAAGACAUGUUAACAUUUCUCUGAAUUUCAAAAGCAAAUUCCUUUUAUUUACAGUCCCUUUAAAUGAGAACAAAGAACAGAAUAGAGGCUGGAAACUGCAUAGCACUAUCUAUUGUAAAUAAAAUCAAUGCUCAGACGCUGAUAAAAGGUAUCAUACAUGUCAUAAAAAGAGUUUAUAUUUUUACAUAUAUUUCUGAUCAUCAUAGUGCUUUUUAUGCCGGAUCAGACUUUGCUUGCAGUGCUUGCUUGUUAAGGAAUUUUGAAGAUCAAUUUUGUUAAACAGAUCUCAUCAUUAUUUUGAAUUUAUAUGUACAUGUUUACUCAGUGACAAACAACUAGAGAUUGUUCUAUUUAGCAUUUACAUGUGGGUUUAGUACAUAUAGUUAUUAUACAAUAAAUAAAUUUUGAAAACCA
This is a messenger RNA of Mytilus californianus (California mussel), 4951 nucleotides long. Its product is annotated as 4-hydroxyphenylpyruvate dioxygenase-like. Gene Ontology annotation, biological process: L-tyrosine catabolic process. The record is from RefSeq and is a predicted model, not a curated record. Bases 41 to 1189 code for a protein of 382 amino acids. Lineage: Eukaryota; Metazoa; Mollusca; Bivalvia; Mytilida; Mytilidae. Gene Ontology annotation, cellular component: endoplasmic reticulum membrane; Golgi membrane. The transcript is spliced from 12 exons. Gene Ontology annotation, molecular function: 4-hydroxyphenylpyruvate dioxygenase activity.